This is a messenger RNA of Closterium sp. Naga37s-1, 474 nucleotides long. The record is from the annotation of a GenBank genome assembly. Lineage: Eukaryota; Viridiplantae; Streptophyta; Zygnematophyceae; Desmidiales; Closteriaceae.
AUGGCAAUGGGUGAAGGUCAUGGUGGUGCUGUUGGUUCUGGGUUGGAGGGGGAUGAAAUAGGGGCAGGCAGAGGGAGGAACGGGGGAGGGCGAGCCAGGCUGGUGGGGGCAAGGAAGCGGCCAAGUGUGACUGAGGAGCAGAGCAGUAGGAGCAGAAAGAUGCCUGCAAGCAGUGCUGUAGCAAGUAAGAGAGCUGAUGCGGCCAGAGAAAGAUUCACAGAUGGGUCUAGAGGGGGCGAUGUGUCAGGAGGAGAGCAGCAGGCAGCGGGAGCAGGCAGGGCAGAGGGAGCAGAGGGUGUGGGGAGAGAAGACAACUGGACGUGCCGUGUUUGCACACUGAUUAACCGGGGCAUUGUGCUACAGUCCAUAUGGACGUGUGGACAGUGCACGCUAGGGAAUGGUGGUGGUGGUGGUGGUGCUGCUGCUGCUGCUGCUGCUGCUGCUGCUGCUGCUGUGGACCACGCUGCCAGGUGA